AUGCGGGUUUUCAUUACGGAACAUCUCAACUACUGGUAUAGCGUCCAAGCCUACUAUUUGGCUAAGACGUUUGCAGAUCUUCCCUUCCAGGUGGGUCUAACCCGGCAUCAGCCUGAUGUUCGGUUUUUUUAAAAAGACGUUAACUGAUGGAACUUAUAUCAAACUUUCAAUUUAGAAUGAUAGAGGAUGUAAGAUUUUGCUCACAAGCCUUACUAAUUACUAGAGCUCUGGCAGAAGCGAGAAACGUACCUUCGAAAGGUGACUGGGUAUAUUCUAUUUGCAAUCGAAUGUGGGGACCUUUCCGAUCAUUUCUGCGGAACCUAACAUUUCGACAAUUGUAUCCUUUUAACUCCUUUGAGGGUGGCUUUUAUCCUACAAAAUUAUAGUACAAUUGCAGAUGCUCAUUGGGGGAGACAUUCUUGUCAGAGAAGGGCCAUUUGGUUUUUAACUGUCCGCACUUAACCAGUAGCCCUAUGGCCGCUGGUUCGGAUGACGGGGUAAUGUUCUGUUGUCAUUGUCCAACAAAGCGAAAGCAAGAGUCCCAGGGCGAUUAUCGGAAAGGAAAAAUCACCGAGACAGGUUUAUUAUCUUUCUGACGUUUCGAACUGGCCACACCUUUAACUUUCAAGGAACGAUCAUUUUGACCAGCGACAGUCAAAAAUUAGGCCGAUUUACUCUCGAGGUUUUGUUUUCGAAUGUCAUUUCUAUCAAUUGGCAUUUCUAACUCCCUUCGAAUUUUAAGUACUGGACGCACAGAAUGACUGCGGUUGACUUAACGAGGUCAACGGCGGGGUCGACUAGGGGUAAUCUAAUCAGCUCAUCCGACGGGACGGCUGACAAAUCACCAUGCUGGGUUUCAAACAUUUGACCCCGUCGAGAUAACUGGUCACGCAGGCAGCCCGCCAGGCAUUUAUGUGCAAAAAGACAGUGAAAAUACACACAAAAUGUUCGGGAACAGGACCUACCAACUCGUCGAUUACCUUCCCACCUCCCUAUCUUUGUCGACAAAACAUAUCGAUCAUUAGUUGACAGUCGUUAUGCAACUGCCUGCUUGGGUUGUAAACCCGCAACUGCAAGGCGAAACAGAAAUGCUCAUUUUUGUUCCAGUCCUCUGGACCAAAGUGCUACUCUUUCGGUCAUAGCCAACGGUGGCACGUUUCGUUGAUCACGGUACAAUUUAUGCGACGGACGAUCGUUUUCAGUUUUCAACACCAGGAGAGCGCUUAUGUGCGUGUGCGAAUGCGUUGUAGACCCAUGGAAGUUUUUAGCCAAUCCCCGUUGUUACUACCGCUGCACCUCGCAGCUCCUACUGACUGCACAUCAAGUAUGGCUACAGCGAACGACUUUAUAAAAUCCUACCUACCUUCUCAGGUUCCUUUAGACAUCUGACCAUGUUGGGCAGCAAACCGGUAUGCGUGGACAGGUAGGCAGAGCAGCCGCUUUUAAUGUGGACGUGCCUGCGUGCGUGAAUAUGACGUCGUAAGCAGGCACCGGGGACGAUGCGCUGUCGAGCAAAGUUAGCUUUCUCUCAAGCUAAAAUCAGUCGAUUUUCUCUCUGAGACUCGCUAAGGAAGUUAAUUGCUAGUUAGCCCACGUGAAUUUGGACUGUCAUAGUUAAGUACUAGGAACUAAGUUCACAUACGCUUUAACACUACGCUCUGUUGUUCCCCAUCAGUGGAGGAAAUACGUUCUGCUCUGUCCUUACCUUCGAGGCACUGCACUGCCGUAAAACUCCUAAACUCAUGAUUUUUAGUCAACAGCCGCCUAUGGGUCUCGAUGGGUUUAAAAAUUUUUCUAUGUAAACACGGUGUCCUUAUUUCGGAGGGCAGUAAACUCUGAAAAAAAGCACAAUCUUCAAACUAGAGUUGAUCCGUACCUUUGUUUUUGUAUAAAACAAGACUUAAACGCUUCUCAUAUGAACUGUUAUUCGUUAACAGCAAACUCAACAGGAAUUAGACAGCCUUCCUUAUUUUUGUUACGCAUGCUUUUGCCUAGAAGACUACCGCUGUAAGGUAACAGAAUACCCUUUUAUUAUUUCCACCUUUUUAUCUCUACUUCUGCAGCUUUUUUAAGCCUUGGAGGUUUUCCUUUUGUUUAUUCCUCUUUUGAGUUCUUUUGUUUUCUCCUCAAGAUAAUAUUUCCGCUAAUAUACGGCAUCAUAGUCUACUGGAUGACGGACCAACCGGCCGAAUUCGCGCGAUUCAUGAUCUUCCUCGUGGUUUGCGUCCAAACCGCUUUGGUCGGACAGUCACUGGGACUGGUCAUUGGAGCAGCUACAGACUUAGAGGUGAUGAUUUCUUUGCCUCUCUGCAUUCCAUAUUUUUAUCCUACGUUAAUGUCCCCUCUUUCAAUCCUCCUCAGCUGCGUCCUCAACGUGGCAACCCUCAACUUAGUGUCUCCUAGAGGUUUGUUAGGAGUGGAGGACGGUGCUAAUGAGCUUGUCGUUUAGUGGGAAUUUCGAGGACACCAACCAGGAGCGCGCCAGUUGUCGUUUUUGCCAGUUUUGUCAAUUAACCUCAUGGGCAUUUCUUACGGUAUUCCGUCCAUCUUUCUCACAGACCACUCCUGAAAUUAGUGCUGCGUUGGUUCACGUGGCUACGCGACAUAGGCCUCCAAAACUGGGCGAUGUUCUUACACCAACUCUAAACGGGAGCCAAACAAGUGUUCGGCGUACGCGUAACAGAGGCAUUACGUUGCUUCAGUCCCACGCACGAUUUAUUUACGUCUAUUUGUCUUCAGUUGUAUGUGUCACUAGUGCACGAUGGAAGAGGGAUUCAAACAAGCCCUGCGCCCUUUGUUCUUCACGAGAUAAAUGUAAGGCAUUUUAGCUGCCUAGACGCCCCUAUAGGCUAUAAAUUGCCAACUGGUGAGGCAAUUCUAUCCUCGGGACUGAGAGCCAGACUACAACGACUUAAUGUUGUCCUGAUGGCAGCCCCCAUUGACGAACCAUCUGGAUUAUCGAAAUCUGGUUAUCAUGUGACACGCCUCGACCAAGCUUCUUCCGCGUCAUUCACCUCAUCUACGUCUAACUUCAACCCCCUUGUUAUUGUCUUGCCAUCAGAACAGUACUGGCACCGGAUGAGACGGAAACAUAGGGGAAGUGACCCAACUCAUGUUCAGGUCACCACUGCUCUCCUAGGGCAGUGGUGUUUCUCCUCCCUCCCUCCCUCCUGACCGACGAAUUAUUGUAUGCCAAGGACCGUCCUCGUUUAUAGCUUAUGCAUAUUCUAGGACUUUUCCCCAGGGACUGAUCGCGUGCUCUUCAGGCUUGAAACGUCAUUACUGGGAGAAUAGUAGACUCAAAAAUGUUUCACAAAUUAUGCUCGCCAUCCACACCGGUCGGCGUUACGGAAAUGUGAGAUUUCAGUAGCAUAUUUCGCACUUCUUGCUUAUUCAAGCCUUUUCUCUGCUAAGGUCGCAGUGCUUACUUAAACGCAAAUCUACCGACCCCAGUCCUACCCACACAACGUCCUACCGUUUCGCAUUUUCAGUUAAGGCUGACCGUAAUUAAAGUUAUGAGUACCUGCGCUCUCUCCUCCGUAAUAGGUCUGCUGUUGUCUUUACUAACCUAUUGCGCGUCUAAUGCUAUGUAGUUGUCGCCACCCUUUUUUCUAUGCAUCUCCAUAAUUCGAGCAAACGCUGUUCAUUCAUUUCUUCCUUACCUCAUGCACGCAUGUCGUCUUUAUGCUCUGCGCUGCAAGCCUUGCCCCAAAGGCAAGUCUGCAGCCAAAAGUGGCUUAAAAGGCGGCAACUAGCCUUAAAGUUAAUUCCCCCCUGUUGUCUUCCCGUUAAUGUGCCUUUUACGACGUCCUUCUAACAAUACAUGUUAAUCAUCAAGCUGAGAUUUCCAGGGAAUACGUUUUCUAUCUUGGUACGCAAAUUGGAUGCUGUCUGACAGUAAAGGAAACCGACACACAACAAUCUAAUGGAGCGUCACGUAAUGCCACCGUCAAUGGGGCACGGGCAUCAACUUCCAGUCCUUCUUCUACAUUCAAGCGCAGUUUAGAGAGGUUUAGUACCCUAGCAUGGGCCGCCUCUUUCAUAACUGUACCAAGAUAUCGCAAAUAAUAGCCUUCCUUCCGUCAAAUUCGUCAAAAUCCUAGGUCAGACUUACGAUUACGCGUUUAUCCAAGUCGUUAGCUCAAAGCAAGCUGCUCGGUGAUACUGUCAUCCUCCCAUUUAUUAGAAGAAAUGACCCAGUUUCUGGUCAGAUAGCCUAACCGUGUUUCACCAAUGUCAUCCGGCGGCGGCAGCAUAUAUCGGCACUUUUUUACUUUUUCUGUGGAGAUUUCGAAGAACAAAUAAAUAAAAAAAAUAAAAACAAGCGCAUAGUCACUUUUCGUUUUUCCAGAAUUCGAAAUGUUUGUUUACUUUUCUCGUCAAUGUUCUGCUAUGUUACGGUUAGUUAUUCCGGUGCCAUUGAUCUUCCCGACAUGCAUAUGCAUUGUAUUUCCCUCCUGUUUGCCCUUUUGUAGUAUUUUGUGCUUGCCGUCACCGUCCUUCCUUUUUCGCUUUUUCGCCCACCGCUUUCUUAAACAUUUCGCAGGUUCCUGAUGAGCACCUAUUGCGCGGUUUUGACUCGAACUCCUGAAGCCCAAUAGCGAAAAUGUUUGCUUAAUAAAACAAUACUACGACUGACUUUUGGCCAUGCGAUGUCGUCUCUGCUGACAGUGAAGACAAUGGCCUUGAGACUGAUUUACACGCGACAUGGUUUUCUUGUUCACUUUUUGUCAAAAGGGUUAACGCCAAACAGGCAGACAGAAGAUAGUCUGCGCGCUCAUUGCCAUUCCGCAGCUGUUGUCCAGAAAAGAGUCCAUAGACGAAGAGAUUCCAUUAGGCGAUAUUUCGAAGGACCUGGUCCUUCUUGUUCAUCUCAGAGUUGUUGAUCCUUUGAGUUUCGAGUGCGCUCAUUCAAAACGGGAAGUUGGACGACGGAGACGCGGCUUUCCAUAAAUGAUUGGCGCGUAAACCAGCAACUAGUUCAAGAGGGUAAGGUUCUGGGUGGAGGUUGUUACAUAUAGAACCGUGAAGGUGUAGGAAGAGAAGUUAACUUUAAUAAUCGAAGGCGUCCACUGAAAUCUCUUUGUGAGCUUAGCGACAGAUAGUGUUCUCUCACACGGUCUUAAACCCGAUAAUGAGGUCUCGUCGGUCGAAGGAAGUACGCUGCCCUAAGCUGUCGGCGUAGGGACCUGGUGGUCAAAUUGCCCCGUAUAACUGAAUCCUGCUUCGGAGUAAACUCACGCGGAGCCCGGGUCCCUCGAAAUAUCUUAUAACAAAUUGACUUCUCUCCUGAAUUUUUCAAUCUUCUAUGCUUGGAUUAUGCUACCAGGCGCUUCAGGCAAGCGUUGUACUCUUCAGUGCGCACGAAACUGCCCUCCUCCUCAUCAAGGAUGGUUGCCCGCUGGUGCGCUAAUUGUUCGAUGGCCGGCAUGCAGGUUGUUGAUUGCUGAAAUUCCAUCAUCCGUGUUGAAUGUUGGUCCUGAUGAUUGCGUAUUCCCCGAGUGGCUAAAUACUUAUACAGACUAAGUCUCAGCAAUGAAUACGGGGUGGAAUUUCGUUACACUUGUUGAUAGACUGGGCCCCGAGAGCCUUAAAUCAUGCACCUCGCAGCUCACGUGAUUAUCACCUCUCGCGGGAAUUUCGGCCUCAUCGAACUUGAAUGUGUGGCUGGGUCUCGCCGAGUGGGCCGCGAAUUGACAGUUGACGUUAUUUCUCUGCACUGCUGUCGCGUGUUCCGUGAUUCGCGUCCAGAGCAGUCUUCUGGUUUCUCCGACGUAGUUGAUUUGUCCGCAACUGCAGUUGAUCCGACAAACGACUCUGAAUAUUUCUUGCCGUGGCAGUGGGUCUUUUGGUUUCACCACCUGACGCCUAGUGGUUGUCCUCGGUCUGUAUGCAACUCCAAGUGGUGCGAGAAAAUGGCUGACGGCCUCGGAGACGUUCGUGAUGUACGAAUCGCUCACCAAAAUUUGACGCUGGUACGAUUUAGUCACUCUUCCCGUUCACGCAUGCACCGGCUGACGAAGUUGCGCGGGUGGCCGUUUUCUCUGGACACCCGUCGAAGAUAUUGAAAUAUAGCAACCUUGUCUUCCGGCUCACUGGAAUGCGGGGAACGGCAGGUUGUAGGACCCCAAACAUCUGUCCCACAUAAAAACUGCCUAAUCUACUUUUUUAAAUAGGUCGUGGGUUGUUGAGUAAUGCUCUAAUCAUGAACUUUGCGUUCGGUUUGGCCCUUCCGCUUUUGUUUGUUCGUGGCCGUUAAGUUAUCUUGUAGCACACAUUUUCCGCGCGGAUUUCAAUAAAUUUUAGCCCACUUAAUCUUUUCAACCUGUCACAGGCGUUACCCCUCCAGCUUACCAUCGCACUGCAUGAGCUCCGGUCAGAGAGUAGAGGAGUGAUCGUAUCGCUUCGGUCCUCCGUCGCAGACAUUACUAUUUCAUCUACCAUUACUUCCCAUAUCUUCAGCUCAGAGAGUUGACAAGCGAUGGUAGAUGUUACUCCUCACCUUACCCUUGUUUGUCAUGGCCUAAGCUCAGAGUUGAGAAGCGAUCAUAUCGCAUCGUUCUUCCGUCGCAGACGUUACUAUUCCAUUUACCAUUCCUUCCUUCUCCAUCCAUAAUUGUAUGUCUGGGAAGACGCUGUUAAGACGUUCUUUGAACGUUACCGCCUGAUUCCAUUCAAUGACGAGGAAGGAAUCAUCCACAUACCAGGCCCAGAAUUUCGGUCUGCGGUGUUGGAAGACCAGGGAGAGAGAGGGAGGAAUUCGUUUUAUUUUGAAACUAUAAAUUCAAAAUUUUCAGCAAAAAUUGGCUCCAUUCACAGUGGGCAGUAAAUAAGUUAACAGAUUCGUCCGGGGUCAAAACGUUUGACGCAAAAGGACCGAUUAUUAUGGGGACAGUUCAAGUCUUAACUUCUGUAUUUCUAUCUCUUCACACGUAAGAUAGCACGCCAGGAGUGGCGAAACAGAAUCUCGAAAAGCCGAUUUGCGACAAGACAUAAGUCGGAGGCCGCGGCGCAUCGGGUGGGAAGACUUCGCAGAGAUAAGAUCAGAAUACAAGGGAUGGGCAACCUCAUCUAGAAUUCGACCAGCAAAUUGCUUGACCUUAUUGAAAUGUCGUUGCAGGAUAAUAUCGACUAAAAAGAUAUAAGAAACACCAGCGGCAGAGGAGAGCAUUCGGAGGACGCGUAUCAAAAGUAGAAGAUCUUGUUUGAGCAAAGCAGGAAAAAUGACAGGAAAGCCAUAUAGGGUAAGAGGAAGAACGCAGGCAUCUAUGAAUCAUCAGACUAAGGGUUGAGGUGUGUGGUAGGAACGUAACGACGAAGGUAAUAAAGAAGUUUACUAACUUUAGUAGAUAGGGACUCAAUAUGGGGGGAAAUGAAAGAUUUGAGGACAAAUUAACACCGAGGUACCUCAGAGGAUACAUCGUUGGGAAGGAUGUCAGAAGAUGCGGGACUAGGAGAGGGCCGCAGUCGGAAAACACACUGAACUGAUUUUUGGUUGUUCAUUAGGAGACCAUUUUCCUCCGACCAUACCAGGACAUGGUUAAGGCCAUCCUUUAGAGACUGGAGGUAAGUCUGGUUUUUGAGAGGGUGUCCAAAAACCACAGAAUCGGCAUACUUAACCAAAAGGCAGUUGUUAGGGGAUUUGAGAUCAUCAGUGUGGAGGGAGAAAAGGUGAGGGGAUGGAAUGGGACCUUAAGAACUUCGCAGUCAUUGGGAACGACCGUAGAUUUCCGUUUGCCGGAAUGGACAAAUUGAGUGUGGGAAGUAAAAUAAUCGCUAAGCCAAGGGACGACCCAGCCUGGAGAGUCGCACGCGGAUGUUUUGGUAAGGAGAAGAGGGCGCGGGACGGUAUUGAAGGAGGAGUAGUCAAAAAGCACUUGCGUACUCGCGGCGGCUCUUAUCUAAUUCUUUUAAAGCAGAAUGGACCACAAGAGCAACAGCAUCUAAAGUACUGCGUUUGGCUUUAUAUGCAAAUUGUAAAUGGGUCGAAAAAAAACCGGAAGAAAAGGCCUUAUAAUAUCUAGGGGAACUUUUAGCGAGUUUUAGUAGUGCGGAAGAGCAGGCAAUUGAACGAAAAGAUUAAGGACCAAAAUUAGCGGAUUUUUAGGGCUGGGAGUGAUUCUCACCAGCGAUUCUAACUGUUCUAGGACCGCCUCGGCUAUGAGUCCCAAAGUCGGUGAACACAUUGGCUUUUCUUUCACCUGCUUGUAGAUUAAUCGUCAAACGUGUAGCAGGUCCUCGGAACUUUAGGAGUUGAAGGGCCUGCGCGUGUCCGAGUCGAUUCUCCUUUUCAUCGCAUUUUCCUCGUAGGAGUAGGUCAGCGGUCUCAACUGCCAGAUCUUGGGGGACAGAAGAGGGACGUGACAUCAAAAGAUACCAUUAUCUCAUUUGGCAAGAUACUUGACCCUUUAAGAUCCAAGUGCUGUGUUGACGAACAGACAGUUGUGUCCAAACCAAGACGCCGAAACAGCCACUUUGUCUGUCCAUACGUUUGAGUGCCUUUGAGCGAUACGAUGUGCCGAAGAGGAGAGCCAUUCUUAUGCACCUUGGGGAGGCCAUGGAACCUGGCUAAUGCCGUCUGUUGAGCUAUCCCUAUGCGCCUGUCAGUGUUAUUGCACCCGAGUUCUCCAGUGCAAAAAGCGUCGCAUUAGUUUCGGGUGUCGGAGCUUUUACGAGGUUGGUUCGCAUGAGACCUAAAACUGACGAUUCUCCAGUAGGUUUUUGACCCUCUGAAGGUUGUCUUUUCUGUCCAAUAGAACGGUGGAACGCUUCUGGCCCGCGAGCACGAUGACGAUGAAUUUGUGGGCUUUGAGGUCUAUUAGUGCACCGCGUCCGAACUUGGGGAGUAUUUUUCGUGGCCUGUGUCAUAAGAGGGACGAUAGUCGUAGAUUUUCCCGAUUGUCACUUCUGAGAAGGCAAUUUUGACCAUAGUUUGGAGAGAUCUGCAAGUUUUCAUAACGAUUUUAUCGUUAAAAUGUCUAGGCUGUCAUCGUGUUGCCUUUUAGGUUGCCGUGUUUCUCGGCCCGGCGACAGGAAUUCCGAUCUUGCUCUUCUCGGGUUUCUUUGUCACUCUUGAUGCAAUUCCAAAGUACCUCCAGUGGCUCUCCUACAGUUCCUUCACGCGAUAUGCUUUUGAGGGUGCAAUGAAGGUGAUUUAGCAAUUCUCUCGCCCAUUGUAUCCAUAUUUAACUAUCUUUUGGAAGUCUCACUUUAUCCAGUAGUAGUUUGCCAAGAGGCCCAUCCUUCGGACGUUUUCCCACUAUCGGACAUCUAUAAUUCGACAGCAGACCUAAAAGGUACCGUGAAAUUCUGCUGUUGGGCACGUGGUGCAGCGUUUCCUGCUGCAAUAGAUGACAAAAUGACAUUACCGAAAUGGCCAGUUUGGCUUUUUAAUUGUCGUCAGCCAGUCAUAUGAGACGAGUGAAGUCCGCAACACGAUCAGUGAACUCCUUUUUACCAUUGUAUAUACCCGAUCGCAACUGACAGGACAGCGAGCCCGUGGUUCAGUGGUUAGGGGCGUUUGAAUUUUAAUCAACAGCUUGCGGGAUCGAGCCCCAGGUGUUCCAGACUUCGGGGCUGAGUAUGAUUGGCUGACGACGACUAAUAAGCCAUAAAUGGCCAUUCCAGUCUCCCUUGUCUUUUUCGGUAAUAACAUACUGGCUAUAUCAUGCGCCGCUGUACGUCUGUUGGUUGGGCUCGAGAGAGAGGCCAUAAGGCACAGCGGAACGAGUGAGUUCCUUAAGAACGAUCGGUGAGCGUCCCCUACCAUUUUAUAUAUUUAUGCACACACAUGUAUGGUUACUGUUUUAGUAACGUCUGUUCUGGUGUAUUCAUCACCUAUCGUUAGUGUAUGACACUCAUUGCCUACAAAAUUAGUGAGCAUAAAUUUUAAAAUAUAGCACACUUUUAGGCAGUGGCUCUGUCAAGAUAUUUUGGGACGUCAGUCAGAAUACUGAAAGUAGUAGUGAAGCAUUAAUUUCCAGGCAGUCGAUUAAUUCCACACACUGGGACAAAUUUUUGUUACAGUUUCUGCACCAUUUGACGUUAUGCUUAUACGUGGGUAGCGUUUUCAUGUAAUGCUAACUAGACUCUAACCAAAGACAUAAGUUCGCCUGGGAAAACUUUAAUACAAAUGAUAAGGAAUAACCCACAGCCUACGCUAUGCUUUAAAAUUCCUGAGCACCAGACUGCGAUCUCUAGACACGUUUUUCCGUGGAAAAGGUCGAGGUUGCAAUCUAAAGUUAAUUCUUACACGACAGCAUGCUAGCUCUUGGAAAAACCUCUCCCCAGACCUCUUUGCAAAUUAAAAUCAGGAGAAAGCCCAACCCGGGUGAUGUUCAAUGUGUCCACUCAUCUCGGUGUCCGUAUCAAUUCAAUCAUAGUUUUUUUAGGAAGAGCUACAUAAAAGAUUCGUUUCCCCAAACACGUAUUCUUGAAGCACGUAUUUUGAAAACUGUUCUUCUCGAAGAAAGAAAACAUUUUUACUCUAACAUCUGUGUACUUGAAAACUCAGUCUACGUUUUCGCGUCAUCAUAUGCCUUUCGGGUUUUGUCCUCUUAAUUUUUGCCCGAGAUAAAUCCACAUAACCGUGUCCGUUCAUGUAGGAAGAACUCCUACUACCGUAGUGAAUUACAGUAUGUACGGAUCACAUCGCCUGUUCGAUGAGCAACAGGAAUCGGCAUGCGGAGGUUAACCAAGAGGCAAACGAUACAUCAUACUUUUGAACUUUUUCAGGACACUAGUACAGCAUCCUUCAAAAUUUAACAUUUGAAGAAGUAAUAAUUUCCCAUAAAAUAAGCAAGGAGUUGAAUCAUUUUUGUGUCUAUUGGAUAAGACAUGAUGACACUUAUGCAUGCAUCCAGAACCCGUAUAAAAAUAUAUGACUUCGAAGUAAUGAGUUCUUCUGAGUGCGAAUCGUUGGCUGCCUGGGAAGUGGACUGAUCAAAUACGAUCAGGUGGCUGUUUAGGAAUUUAUUCAGAAUCAUGGUCUUGCGUUAAUUCAUUCUACAAUCACACCUAAACAAUCUUUUCCACUUGAUGGCAAAAAAUAAGAAAUUCAUGGUCAAUCAAAAGAAGAGGAGGCGUUCACCGGGAGAGGUGUAUUUGAGGUCUGACGUUUCGGGUAGUCGUUUCUUCUACCCAUCUUCAGAGACUGAGCAGUCGUGCACACACCUCUCCCGGUGAACGCCUCCUCUUCUUUUGAUAUGCCACUCGGGAAUCGCAUUUUCACUACUAUUGAAAUUCAUGGUUAUUUUAUUUCAUUCAGGUACGAAAACAAUGUACCUAACUGUGUCCGUAAGGUUUUUAGAGUUUAAACAAUCCGCGUAUUAUUUUAUUCGAUUGUACCAUGAUUCCCAGUUAUCCAUGCAUGCUCACAGGUAAUUUAAUGUUUGCUCGCACUUCUGGGAAAUCGUUUUCUGUUUGGUCUGUGCCAAAAAUUUAUCGAAGUUUUUAGGAUCUGGAGCCGUGUCUUUCAUUUGAGAAGAACCUCACUGGAUGCUCUGAUGGACCAGGACAAAUAAGCAUUUCCGCCGAUGCUACCACACUUAAUGAAGAACUGGAAUUUGAGAUCGACAAGCAUUUUGUGAGAGUACGCCCAAGAAAUGCUUCCAAUCGCGCUGCCGCCUCAUGACGUACAUUUGUCAGAGUGUAAAUAAUCCGCAUGAGUCAAUUACUACUGCCGCACCUGCGUGCAGCACGCGUUAGAAGGAGGCAUUCGUGUCAUGCCUGCCAGUGCGUCAAAUUACCUCAAGGGCCGCCCGAAGGCCUCGAGCAAGUCAUUAUAGCAUAAGAGGGGGAAGAAGAGGUUCUGGCCGGUUAUGAGGAAUCCCUUCUCAUGGCAAAUCCGCACAUUCCGCACAGUGUGUUUGAACCUAUCACGACACGGUGACAGCGGUGGCAUCGAAGAUGGCUCAUUGGCGGGAUAGGUCGCCCGAUCGUGGAACGAGGGUCAACUUCAUUGGCUGCCAAUUAAGCCCUUAUGGCACCUCUCGCGUAUGCGAGAUACAUGCCCGUACAUGACACGCGUUAGAUGGUUGAUCUUCAUUGUGUCAACACCUGCUAUUAACUUCAGAGCCAACCAGCUUGAGGCGGAUAAGCCACUGUGUGGGAAGAGAUGGAAUGAUUCUGAUAUAGUGCCUAGACGAGGCGUGCGUUUGAUUUAAUAUAACCAAAGAAGGGCGCCAGGAAACUUCCACUACGCGACGACAGCUAGGACUUGGAAAUCUGCCAACUGACGGAAUAACGCGUUCUUUCUCAGUCCAGGCUUUACUGUCUCCUCUUAGAUAGGGAUUUCAUGCCCUUGCACUAUUGCUUAAUGUCCGAACCCCCUCUGCUCUCUAUUUUAAGUCGCACUCAUUCGGAGUAGGAGACUAGGUCAUGUGCGACACAAGUAGGCGGACUAUUAAGCUUUGCCAUUACUACUCGUCCAUGCUAAUCUGCGGCCGUGUUGAGUUUGUGUUAUCAUUGGAACACUGUGGGAGGUGUGUGAAUAGAGAUUGAGUUGGCCGUAGUGUAGGUCAGUUCCGCUAUAACGCCUAUCUCGCGGAACAGUGAUGAUGCACCUCCCUUGCGACGAUCUGACUAUUACGUUUAUGGGUCUACUUGUUCCGCCCCGUGGGAUCGCUGGUGAUGUCUUUGGACUGCAGGUGAAUGCGGGGUUUUGUCUUCUGGCAUGCAAUCUGGUCGGCACCAUGAGCGCCGACCAAAUGUUAAAAUCAAUAUUUUUGAGUGGAGCGGACGGAUGGUGAUUUCUUAGUUCAACUGCUAGAGUGUUAAGACCAAGGGUCAGGUGUAUCCCUGUGAGGUCUGGAGUUUUCAUAACUUUCGGUUGGGAUACUACGAUCUGCCCCGCUGAAGACCUCAACAACGACAUAUAUAAGCCCGAAAUAGCCACUUCAGACAUAAUGGAUUAUUUCCGACCACUGCAUGCCCGUCCGUCAGGGCUGUGGUUUUCGUCGCCACGAAAACAAGCUACGCUCGUUAUGACCUACAGUCAGUGUAAUGGGGUGUAUGCUACUCCCAUGUGACUUGUGAUUUAUCGAUGAGAAGGGGGGGGGCCUCUGCCGUUACGAUCAACACCACAAACCCUCCAGGCGACGGCGUUCCUUGUGUAUGGGUUAUGAUUUUACGUGUUUCAAUUUGCCCCUAGUAUUUCACGUCAUUCGCGACCUUCAAAGAGUUGGGUUUACUUACUUUUCGUGGACAGCGUUCUGGAGAAUGCUGUAGGUCCCUUAUUAGAUACUUUCAUGGGACAGAGACCUGAGCCUUGGUGUUUGUGUGAGGACGUAUAAGAGGACCAACAUUGCUCGGGUAAAGUGCCAUGACUUCUGAGCCUGGGAUUGGGUUAUAUUUCGUUUGUUUUCGACGGGACAAAAACAUAGAGCUCAUUUCUUUCUACACUUUCUUUGCAUUUAUUCACGAGUGCCGACUUCAAUUCGCCGUGCGGCCGACUCCCAUAGCCGCAGACCCCGGCACCAAAGUAAAAUGAGACGGAAUUGGCCGCGCUAUAGUCGCGCCAAGUCGGGCUAAAAUGAGGCGGACCUCUGUAAUAUUGUGGUCUGACGUUUAUCCUGGCCGUGGGCUGCCAGAAGCGUCUGCGAGGGACGGAUUGUUAAAUGGGCUUCGGCGAAAACUACCUGCAAUCAAGGUAGGCUCUCUGGCCGUAUGAAUAAGCAUACGCGAGCUGUGUGGCAGCACUACCUUUAGAUGUGACUUGGCAUAGAUCUGGCUACUCGGUUACCGACGGGGAGGUCACAAGCUAAACCGACAAUAGGCGUGACAUACGUAGCCUUCUACCAAAUCAGGCUUAUUGCCUCUGCCAUGUACAGUCCUGGAAUCGUAAAAUUGUAAGUGCUAUGAGUAAGUUUGGUAUAUCGAUAUUCUGGCGUGCCCUGGGACUGAGAAGCAUUAUAACCUCUCCCUAAAUUUACUUUUAAACAUCCGCCACAAGCCAUUAACAUUCGAAUGCAUUACCAAAUUAGUUGUUAUAUAUCAAUAAAAAUUGUUGUGCUGAAUGACAUUUUUGGGGUUGCGAUUGUCUGCGUGGUCGUCGCAUAUUGUUUAACUUCCGUCAAAUCGGCCACCGAUUUGGCUGUAUGGAAGAAGACGCUGAUUCUAUUUUCCCCUUGGACUUGUGGUCUGUGUCUAUUAGACGUCGCAUAACAAGUAAUUUGCCCAUCCGUGGAUUGAAGGCCUUGUGUGUUCACGUUUGUUUCACAACCACUCUCGAACAUGGAGUACUCAGAGGGUCAUGCAAAACCGUCAUCCUCGUCAGGUCAUUUUCAUUCGAACCGUGCAUACUAUCCCUCCUCGAAUCAACCCUCUCACAGUUCUGACUGACACUAUUUUCCUGGUGUGCUGGUUUUUUUGAAUAUGCAUUGGCUGCUCGCCGUCGAAUAAGAUGUUGCGAACUGUUUACCACCAUGUAAUUUUGUAUGUUUCGCCAAAUACGCUUUGUUCACUUUAAAUGGAAGCCUAAACAGAGCGAUCCACUGGCCUUGUUUUUACUUACAUCGGAAGGAUGUCCACUGGGAAUGCAUAUUCGUAAUUCUAUGUAGGUUGGUUGAUUUGAGGUGAUAUCGAAGCAUCUCAUAGCCGAUCGCAUUUUUUUCUCACUUCUCUUGUAGGGCAUCUAUGGAGGAAACAGAAGUACGCUAAACUGUACCAAAAGUCAGCGGUCUCCAGUCUCCAUUCCCUGCAUUCCAAAUCCGCAGUCCGUUCUAUCAUUCCUAAACAUUAGCAGCUACAAUUUUAUCAUCGACUUUACCGUCCUGAAUAUAUUCUUCAUCUUCCUUCGAGUUCUGUGUUUUAUUGUACUCUAUGCAAAGGCCAAGUCGAGCACGUAA
Messenger RNA from Spirometra erinaceieuropaei, 14846 nucleotides. Lineage: Eukaryota; Metazoa; Platyhelminthes; Cestoda; Diphyllobothriidea; Diphyllobothriidae. The record is from the annotation of a GenBank genome assembly.